Phlebotomus papatasi is the source of this 726-nucleotide messenger RNA. RefSeq names its product MIP18 family protein galla-1 (gene galla-1). The coding region runs from base 121 to 639 and encodes 172 amino acids. The transcript is spliced from 3 exons. The record is from RefSeq and is a predicted model, not a curated record. Lineage: Eukaryota; Metazoa; Arthropoda; Insecta; Diptera; Psychodidae.
GGCGAAAUCAGCUGACUCCUCCCCUCAAAGUUUGUUUUUUGCGCGACGGGGAAAAUAGAGAGAAAAAAUCGAGAAUAAAUAGUUUUUUGUUGCAUAAUUUAGCCACUUUUGGGAAGUGGCAUGGCACAGAAAAUGUUGUCAUUCCUCAGGAGGAUCUCUGAGUCUGACAGUGGCAGUAAAGACAUGGCAUCGACAUCGAGUGCUGUCCCAGUGGCGCGAGAAGCUCUUCUCUGCGAUCUGGGCUACCAGAACAACGAUGAUCUCAGGGAUACGAUCUAUGAUUUCUUGAGAACCAUCCGUGACCCCGAGAAGCCACAAACUCUCGAGGAUUUGAAUGUGGUUUAUGAGGAUGGAAUCUUCGUUCAGGAACCAACAGAGAACAAUGUUCAGGUUGUCCGGGUGGAAUUCAAUCCAACAGUUCCUCACUGCUCCCUGGCCACGCUCAUUGGCCUCUGUAUUCGUGUGAAAAUCGAACGGAAUAUCCACCACAGACUCAAACUGGACAUUUUUAUCAAGAAGGGAGCCCAUGCCACGGAAGAAGAGAUCAACAAGCAAAUCAAUGAUAAAGAACGGAUCGCAGCUGCGAUGGAGAAUCCAAACCUCCGUGAACUCGUAGAAAAAUGCAUCAUGGAAGAGUAACCCUUUCCCAGGACAAAUCUUGGCAAUAAGUGAUUUUAUUAUUAUUUUUUAUACUCAAAUAAAACCUCUUUAAAAUCUCCUAGAACA